AUGUCAACCGCCGUCUCAGCUCCAGGAAAAGUCCUUCUGGCAGGUGGUUAUCUAGUGUUGGACCGUACCUACACCGGACUUGUCUUUGGACUAAGUGCCCGAAUUCAUGUGCUGGUGCACGACAUCGCCUCCAGCUCUGGUGUGGAAAUAUCCGAGAUCAUCGUUCAUAGCCCGCAAUUUCAAGCGGCCUCGUGGAAUUACGGCUACAAUCUGGUGAAGGAGCGGGGAGGCGUUCAUGUCACUCAGUUGCAAGGCUACUCAGCAGAACCAUCCAGUCGAAAUCCAUUCGUGCAAACCGCGCUCGAAUACGCCUUGACCUACAUCUCCACCGUUCUUCCUGCUUCGCAAAAGAUCGAGCCAACCAAACUCACAAUCCUCGCGGACGACUCUUACUACUCAAACCCUCCACAAUCAACCGUUACCCCAGACUCUCGUUUCUCAGACUUCAACGUCACCCUCAAACAAGCUCACAAGACAGGACUAGGUUCCUCUGCUGCACUAGUGACCGCAUUCACGGGUGCACUACUCUCCCAUUACUUACCAAGAUCAUCCUUCGAUCUAGCCUCAACAGAAGGAAAGAACAUUUUACACAAUCUUGCCCAAGCUGCUCACUGUGCUGCUCAAGGCAAGGUAGGCUCAGGAUUCGAUGUCGCCGCCGCAGUCUACGGAACAUGUAUCUACCGCCGCUUCUCACCCUCUAUACUUUCCUCCCUAGGUGAACCAGGGAGUAAAGACUUUGCAUCACGAGUCAAGUCAGUCGUGGACAACACAUCAACGAUGAAGCACGAGAACUGGGACACCGAAAUCUCAUCCAACUCGGUUUCCGUUUCCAAGGGAUAUGCACUUGUGAUGUGCGAUGUUGACUGUGGCUCUGAAACGGUAGGAAUGGUCAAGAAGGUCUUGGAGUGGCGGAAGAAUGACCCAGACGGCUCGAAGAAGUUGUGGGAUGCGCUUCAGAUCAGUAAUGAAUCUUUAGCGUCAGCUUUGUCUUCUGAGAAUAAAGAAGAUGUCACAUCCGCGUUUUCCGCUGUUCGAGAGAAGAUUCGCGAGAUGGGCACAGCGUCGGGCGUACCAAUUGAACCAGCGGAGCAGACCGAGUUGAUCGAUGCUGUGACGGCUGCCGUACCUGGGGUAUUGGGUGGUGUUGUGCCUGGGGCUGGAGGAUACGAUGCCAUUGUGCUGCUGGCGCAAGACGACGAAGCUACGGUUGGCAAUAUCAACAACUUCUUGAAGAAAUGGAUGGCUGAGCAUCAAAAUGGGGUCGUGAAGCUUUUGGAGGCUAAGGGAGAACUAGAGGGUGCGAGGCUGGAAGAUGUUAAGGUUUAUGGUAAAGGCUUUGCUUCGUAA
Glarea lozoyensis ATCC 20868 is the source of this 1347-nucleotide messenger RNA. Its product is annotated as Ribosomal protein S5 2-like protein. NCBI's taxonomy places the organism in Eukaryota, Fungi, Ascomycota, Leotiomycetes, Helotiales, Helotiaceae. Gene Ontology annotation, molecular function: ATP binding; phosphomevalonate kinase activity. The record is from RefSeq and is a predicted model, not a curated record. The transcript is spliced from 2 exons. Gene Ontology annotation, cellular component: peroxisome. Bases 1 to 1347 code for a protein of 448 amino acids. Gene Ontology annotation, biological process: ergosterol biosynthetic process; isopentenyl diphosphate biosynthetic process, mevalonate pathway.